This is a messenger RNA of Meriones unguiculatus (Mongolian gerbil), 1567 nucleotides long. RefSeq names its product C-X-C motif chemokine 5-like. The transcript has 4 exons. Gene Ontology annotation, cellular component: extracellular region. Lineage: Eukaryota; Metazoa; Chordata; Mammalia; Rodentia; Muridae. The coding region runs from base 99 to 488 and encodes 129 amino acids. The record is from RefSeq and is a predicted model, not a curated record. Gene Ontology annotation, molecular function: CXCR chemokine receptor binding; chemokine activity. Gene Ontology annotation, biological process: neutrophil chemotaxis; cellular response to lipopolysaccharide; antimicrobial humoral immune response mediated by antimicrobial peptide.
CGGGUUUGAGAACACCACAGUGCUCUAGAGCCUCAAAUCUCCACACCUCCUCCAGCGUAUCCCGAACCGGUGCUCGCGGGUCCAGGAUCUUGUCCACAAUGAGCCUCCUGCCCCGCCACUCUGCUCGCAUCCCUGGUCAUUCCGGCUCGCAGUUCACGCUGCUGGCGGUUCUGCUGAUGCUCACCGUGUUGCAGCAUUUAGCUGAAGCUGCUCCUUCAGCCGUUGCUUCCAGAACAGAGCUGCGCUGUGUUUGCUUAACCAUAACUUCAAGAAUUAAUCCCAAAAUGAUCCUUAAUUUGGAGGUGAUCGCGGCAGGUCCACAGUGCCCCACGGUGGAAGUCAUAGCUAAACUGAAGAGCCAGAAGGAGGUCUGUCUGGACCCAGAAGCUCCUUUGAUAAAGAAAAUCAUUCAGAAAAUAUUGGACAGUGGAAAUAAGAAAACUAAGAGGAAUGCACGAGUUCUGGAAAAAUCGUCCAGUAGUCAAUAGAAACAUUUCUGAGGAGUCUGUCUCCAAUGAAGACAAGAAGAAUGAGCUGAAACCCCCCCACCAAUAAUUUUCUUUGUGAACCCCCUGCUUUGAAGAUGAAGUGGAAACUGUAGUCCUGGAAGCUCUCUGCUCAUCUUACAAGUUUAUUUUAGCAAAGCAUUUCCUAUUGUUGUUUCACUAUCUGUUACACUAUUGGAAUAUGUGGCACUUUAGUGUGUAAGCCAAGAAUCAUAGGUUGUUAACCUUUCAGAAUGCCUUGAAUUGAAGGUGACUAUUGCAUUGUGUCUCUAGAAAACGUGUGUGUGUGUGUGUGUGUGUGUGUGGUGUGUCUUGUAGUGUUCAUGAGAAGGCUGUGGAGUUAACAGACCAAUGAAGUUCUGUCAGAAGCUGUUGAUGGAGAUAUGGUCAUCCCUUCUCUCUCAAGAAAUGGGAACUCUUUUGGUGUUGUUUCUUGGGUGUGUUAAGGAGCUUUCUUAACGUAUGAGGCUGGGGUGGCAUGUAACUUUUAUAUUAGAAAGCUGGUAUGUCUUGCAGAAAUCUGUGCAGAAUACAUUCCCUUAUUUAGAAUUUCUAAAAGUGUAAGUUCUAGAAGGGUUAAUGUGUUCUCAUCUUAUAAUUUUAGACAUUUGAUGUCUUCUUAGUAUGGCAUAAUGUCAUGACUUACUCAUCAAGCUGUACACUAUUUAUCAACUCCUUAUUAGUAUUACUAUUUGAUCACGAAGUAUAUAUUUUAGGUAGGUGAAGAAAGUAAGAAGUAGGUAAAAUCCUUACCUAUUUUUCAUAAGAAACACAUUUAAAGGUUAUUUCUAGUGAGAGAAACUUUAGCAAUAUAUAUACACUUAAGAGUUUUGAAAACAUACUUAAUAUGUCUGAAUAUGAACAUAUUGCUUUGCCUCUUCCAAACAUAUGUUUCAUUGCUGAGGUAAUUAGGUGUCUAUAGUGUCUUUUAAAGAAUUUUAUUGCUUUGUUAUAAGGAAAUUAAUGUAUGCAUCAUUACACAUUUUAAGAUUAUACAUUUUAAAGUGUCUCAUUUGUUCAUAUUACUUUUUUGAGAAAAAAUAAAGUAUCUCUAAAUUUCA